Selaginella moellendorffii is the source of this 2779-nucleotide messenger RNA. RefSeq names its product probable serine/threonine-protein kinase At1g54610. Gene Ontology annotation, biological process: protein phosphorylation; positive regulation of transcription elongation by RNA polymerase II. The record is from RefSeq and is a predicted model, not a curated record. The transcript is spliced from 8 exons. Bases 428 to 2530 code for a protein of 700 amino acids. Gene Ontology annotation, molecular function: ATP binding; RNA polymerase II CTD heptapeptide repeat kinase activity; cyclin-dependent protein serine/threonine kinase activity. NCBI's taxonomy places the organism in Eukaryota, Viridiplantae, Streptophyta, Lycopodiopsida, Selaginellales, Selaginellaceae. Gene Ontology annotation, cellular component: nucleus; cyclin-dependent protein kinase holoenzyme complex.
UCAGCCGCGCUGCAGCCUAACGAGUGGCUAACUGUGGCGAGUCCAGUUUGUUAGCCUCGCCCCAUUGCCCAUUAAGAAAGUGGGAGUAGCAAUACAGGGAGGUGUGCUGUGUAGUGUGUGUAGGCUAUAGCGGCCCUAGAGUUCUUUGUAAUGGGGAAGAGAGAAUGUAGGCGCUGGGCGAGGGCGAGGGCUUGGAGGAGGCGGCGAUGAGCGCGAUCGAGGCGCGGGAUCGAGGCGGCGCUGCUCCAGGUGCGUGAGGCGCGGUGUGGAAUCCGGCUGCGCGGCCGCGGCAUCGAGAAUCUCCGCCCAGGGUCUGGAUUUAGGUCAUCGAGGACUGUGCGCGAGAAUGCGGCAACGCUCGCGGCAGCUGGGGAAGGAAUGUAGGAGUGGCGGUGAGCUCUAGUGUCGAGGCAGGGAGGAGCGAGAAAUGGGGUGUGCGUGCACCAAGGAGAAUCCUCAAGAGGAGUCGGAGAGCCCCAAGGUUGUGACCAGGGCCAGCAAGCGGGUGAAUGGAUCGGCGAGGACCGAGGCUGCGGUGGCGAAUGGGAUUGUGGAGAAGGAGAGCAAGGAGAGGCCGAGAGGUAGGAAGCAGCAGCAGCAAAAUGGGACUGUGGGACUACAUGGGGAUGUGGUGGAGAGGAGGAGAAUGCCGGAGCCCAACCCCCGGCUCAGCAAUCCCGUCAAGCACAUAGAGGGCGAGCAAGUCGCUGCUGGAUGGCCUGGGUGGCUCUCGGCGGUGGCGAGUGAGGCCAUCCGAGGUUGGAUUCCCCGACGAGCAGAUUCGUUUGAGAAACUAGACAAAAUUGGCCAAGGCACGUACAGUAAUGUCUACAAGGCACGCGACUUAGAUAACGGACAAAUUGUGGCGCUCAAAAAGGUCCGUUUUGAUAAUCUCGAGCCAGAAAGCGUCAAGUUUAUGGCCAGAGAGAUCCAAGUUCUCAGACGAUUGAACCACCCCAACGUGAUCAAGCUUGAGGGUCUCGUCACGUCCAGGAUGUCCUUCAGCCUCUAUCUCGUGUUCGAGUACAUGGAGCACGACCUUGCCGGGCUUGCUGCGUGUCCAGGCAUCACGUUUACAGAGCCGCAGGUGAAAUGCUACAUGCAGCAGCUGAUUCGUGGUCUGGAUCACUGCCAUACUCGGGGAGUAUUGCACAGGGAUAUAAAAGGAUCAAACCUUCUCCUGGACAACUCUGGGAUUCUAAAAAUCGCUGACUUUGGCCUCGCCACUUUUUUUCAUCCCGACCAGAGGCAAGCAUUGACAAGUCGGGUUGUGACUCUUUGGUACCGGCCUCCAGAAUUGUUGCUUGGAGCAACGGAGUAUGGGGCUGCUGUUGACCUUUGGAGCACCGGCUGCAUUCUUGCCGAACUGCUUGCGGGCAAGCCGAUAAUGCCUGGUCGUACAGAGGUCGAACAGCUGCAUAAAAUAUUCAAAUUGUGUGGCUCUCCUGCGGAAGAGUAUUGGAAGAAGUGGAAGUUGCCACACGCCAUUAUUUUUAAGCCGCAGCAGCCUUACAAGCGUUGCAUUGCGGAAACGUUCAAAGAUUUUCCCGCUUCUGCAUUGGCGCUUCUAGACACCCUUCUUGCUAUCGAGCCUGCGGAUCGACAAACUGCAGCGGCAGCCUUGGAGAGUGACUUCUUCACAAAGAAGCCGUAUGCAUGUGAACCUUCAAGCUUACCACAGUAUCCUCCAAGUAAAGAGCUGGAUGCCAAAUAUCGCGAUGAAGAGGCUCGCAGGCAAAGGGCUGGCAGGCAUGCCGGCUCGGAUGCCAGACGAGGUUCCAGGGAGCGGAGUAGCAAGGCGGUUCCGGCGCCAGAUGCAAAUGCAGAGUUACCAAGCUCAUUGCAGAAACGCCGUAUUCAUUCUCACUCUGCAAAGAGUAAAAGUGAAAAGUUCCUUCCAGCAAAUGAGGACCCAGCAAUUGGUUUUCCGAUAGAUCCACCAAGACAAUCAGAUGUAAAAGGUGCAUCGCCGGUCGGUCGUCUCCCUCCUGCUUCCUCGCGGUCCGGCCCAAUGACGAGGAAACAAAAGGAGGAUGACGUGAGAAUGGCCCCUCCCAGAAUGAUGACGCGGACGUCGAAGACGGUCACUGACUUUAAUGCUCCCGCCCAGCCAGCCGACUUGUCGAGCUACUCGAGCUUGGUCGCUGCACGGCAUGGUGAACGAAGGGAAAGGCGAGAAAGCAGGCACAGGGAGAAAGAAAAAGAAGGCAACAGCGGCUCCGCAAAGCCGAGUCUUUCGAAUGGUAAGGCUGAGAACGUAGAGAAACCGGCCGAGACAUCCAAGCCUGUGGAAGAUUUGCAAAAGGAGUCGUCGUAUCUCAAGGAGCAAACUAGUUUGGAAGCUCAAAGAACAGACGGUCUUCCUGCUCUGGCACACGAGAACCGGAUGUACCACUCGGGUCCCUUGCUCCGCCCAGGCUACUCCGGAAACGCCAUAGACGAGUUUCUAGAGGACCACGAGAGGCGGCUCCAGCAAGCAGCGAGACGAGCGGUACAGGCGGAGCAAAACGCGAAGGCAGCGGAUAAGUGACGACCACUAUACCACAAGAUAACUCAGUAUACUCCUACGCCAGGACUACUCACGCAGGUUGGGUCUCGGAUUUUCAUUCUCUCGCUUGGUUUGGUCGUACUAAAAUGAGAGCUUGGGUGAUAGAUCCAUCUAUCCAGGACCAGAACACACUAAAUAGAGAAGUGAACAAAGAGAAAAAAGAGGGGGCCAUUCUUUUUCUUAAUCUGUUCAAACUCAUCAGUUUUUACAUAAGAGAGAACCAUUUUUCUC